AUGGCGUCGGAGGGCGACUUGGGCAGGAAGUGGGACCGGUGCUUGGCUGACUCCGCCGUCAAGCUGGGUGCUGGCUUUGGGUUGGGCGUCGUCUUCUCGGUCAUCUUCUUCAAAAGGAAGACGUGGCCCAUCACUCUUGGGUCUGGAAUAGGCUUAGGAAUGGCUUAUUCAAACUGCCAGCAUGACUUCCGGUCUCCUUACCUUCUCCACGGGCGGUUUGUCAAGGAGCAAUGA
Podarcis lilfordi (Lilford's wall lizard) is the source of this 234-nucleotide messenger RNA. Lineage: Eukaryota; Metazoa; Chordata; Lepidosauria; Squamata; Lacertidae. The record is from the annotation of a GenBank genome assembly.